This is a messenger RNA of Acaromyces ingoldii, 1254 nucleotides long. RefSeq lists its product as hypothetical. The record is from RefSeq and is a predicted model, not a curated record. The transcript has 2 exons. Bases 276 to 1172 code for a protein of 298 amino acids. Lineage: Eukaryota; Fungi; Basidiomycota; Exobasidiomycetes; Exobasidiales; Cryptobasidiaceae.
GCUCUCUCUACACGUUCGCCCCGAUGUUAAGGCGUUCAUAUGUGGGACCAACGGUUGCAGUAUUCUGAGCACUCCGUUCACAAAUCAUAAACAUCUUAUCGAGGGGCAAGAAGCUCCCUCGGUCCGGAUCGAGCAACCAAUCGGAUGAAGCGGUGAAAGGUGGCGAAUUAGGAUAUGGACAACGUGCGCGACAAAUUCUGAAUGAAUUGCCCACAAAGGUAUAAGGGCGGGCAGCGCACGGCUUAUUGAUCUCUUCACAAACAUCUUCAACAAGAAUGAAGCUCAGACCGCUUAUCAUCCUCUCACUGGGCUGCUGGCAGCUCUGCGCAUAUGCUGCUGGAAACGAUCCAGGUGGCGGAUACCCUCCUCGGUCGAACAAACCGUCCUUGGGAAUGCCUUGGGUGCACGACAAGACAGGCUACCAUCAUGUCAUGGCCGGCUAUCUUGGAACCCAGGACAAGGGCAAGGCGAAAGCAUCAGGCUCUCAAGCCCCCCCAGAGAGACCUCUGCCUCAGCCAAUGUCGCCUGGAUUCGUUCCUCUCAGCAUGGAUCAGGUUGACAAAUAUGAUUUCCUGGACCUCACACUAGAUCAACGGAGUCCCGUGGAGGAACCUCACCCUGAUUACGGUUGGUAUGGGAUGGGGAAGGGUUCCAAUGCUGGGCACAACCCAAGAUCAGACGAAGACACUGCGCAGGCAGUAACAUUUCCGUGGCACGUGUCGAAUGCUCGGCAAAGUCACUACAAUGAUUUGCACCCACAACAUCAGCAAUGGCAAGGGUAUCAGGAAGUCCAGCACCCGCAUCAACCCGUGGGCAUUGAGAACACCAAGGACUGGAGGGAGUCUCAACCCGGACCCAUCGAGGAGCGUGCUUUCUAUUCAGAGCCGCCACAACUUGCAGAGGUGUCACAAUGGGCAAACGAGGAGAGACAUAAGAUCGCUAUGAAUAGGUCUCAGUACGACCUCAACUUCAUGAAUUACGACGAGAGCACAUGGAGUUGGAAGAUGAAGCCCGAAGUAGCGUCCGGACAAAUGACGGUGACGAUAAAGCCCGAUAUUUGGUGGGACCAGGGAAAGGAGGAGGACCCUGUUUCGAAAUAUCAGAGGAUGCGAGCAAAUGAGUUGAUGCAAAAAAAGUCAAGACGGGCGCCAGGGCGCAAGCCGACUCGCUAGAAUCGAGGCAGCGCUCCGCUACCAGCAAUUUGCGUUACGGUUUCUCGGCACUUGAUGGUUCUACUGGCCUUAGUUUCCCUCG